AUUUUCUGUUACUUUGCAGUUUAUACCACCAAAUGAAAUUGUCUCAAAUCAAAGAAAAGACUAUCUGGUUAGGGAAAGUGGAUGCCUGCUCAAAGAAUUUAGACAUCUGCUCACAGAAAAUGGAUGACAAGGCCACAGAAUUGGCGCAUUGUGAGAGGAAACUACUGGUGAAUAAUGUAAAGGGAAGGAAAGCAAGUCUGAAUGUUCUCACUUCUUGGCUUGCUCCAAUCAUCUGGGAUGGAAUAUAUAAUUUAAACAUUUUAAAUGAGCAACACAAGGACACCAGAAUAGGACUGUUUGUAUUUGCUGUGAAAAAGUACAUUCGGUUUCUUGGUCCAUUCCUGGAAACGGCAGAACGUUUCUUUAUGGUUGGCCACAAUGUUACGUAUUACGUUUUUACUGACAAUGUCAAUAAUGUAUCUAAGCCCAAAAUGGGUGAAGGUCGCAAUCUGCAGUUGCAUGAAGUGUCCGCUGACAAGCGAUGGCAAGAUGUGUCCAUGCGACGAAUGGAAACCCUGACCGCCAUUACAAAGGAACGGAUGCCAAAUGAGAUUGACUACUUGGUAUGUGCUGAUGUGGACAUGGUCUUUAAUGACCAUAUGGGAGUGGAAAUCCUUGGUGACCGAUUUGCCACAAUCCAUCCACAGUUGUUCCUUAGUGAUCCAAAACAAUUUACAUACGAGCGACGGACCAUUUCUGCAGCUUACAUACCUUAUGGUGAAGGGGACUUUUAUUAUAUGGCAGCAUUAUAUGGUGGGAAGGUGGAAGAAAUGUACAAACUUAGCACAGCUUGCCAUAAUGGGAUCAAGGAGGACAAGAAAAAGAACAUUGAAGCCAUUUGGCAGGAGGAAUCCCAUUUCAACAGAUAUUUGGUAUACAAUAAACCUACUAAAGUACUUUCUUCAGAAUAUAUUUGGGACACAGGUUUGGUCAAUGGCCAUCUAAUUAAAAGGAAGAGAUUUUUAGCAGUGCGUAAAAACCAUGAGGAAGUAAGAAACUAAAAUGCUCUCACCAAUUCACAUGGAACCAUACAGUAUGUCACAAAAGUAAGUACACCCCUCACAUUUUUGUAAAUAUUUUAUUACCUCU
Rana temporaria (common frog) is the source of this 1089-nucleotide messenger RNA. Its product is annotated as histo-blood group ABO system transferase-like. The record is from RefSeq and is a predicted model, not a curated record. Gene Ontology annotation, molecular function: hexosyltransferase activity. Gene Ontology annotation, biological process: carbohydrate metabolic process. Bases 33 to 1001 code for a protein of 322 amino acids. The transcript has 3 exons. NCBI's taxonomy places the organism in Eukaryota, Metazoa, Chordata, Amphibia, Anura, Ranidae. Gene Ontology annotation, cellular component: membrane; Golgi apparatus; vesicle.